AUGGCUGCAAAUCGAGAGAGACGCGCGAACGCGGGAAACCGCCUUCAAGCACUGUUGAAUCAGGAGGAGGACAUGGAGGAGCUGUUUGAUGAUGAGGGUGUCGAUGAGGAGUUUGAGAUUGAAGGCAAAGAUGAGGACGAUAUUGUGGAUUCAGAUUUUGACCAGUCGAGUGCGGACGAGGAGCCAGCUGAGGAUGAGGAGAUCGACUUGAACGAGGAUCCAGAGGAAGCCAAAGCGCGGAGGAAACAGCAAGCUAUGCUUAGUCAUCUGAAAACAGGAAAAUCUGCCUUUACAGUGCCUGCCGCAGGACAGACAGCUACUACGGGACGUGCGAAAUCGGCUCGGCAGGCUGCCGCUGCUGCUGCUACUACUACUGCGGUACCUACCAAGAGGAAGACUACAUCGACAAGUUCGAGAAGGGUAGCCAGUUCCUCAUCGACGGCAACCACUUCUGCAGCGGCAUCUCCAGGACCUUCAUCAGCAGCCAUGAUCAGGAUCCCGGCCGAGAUUCGUAAAUCGUCACGUCGGACUACGGUCCUCAACAAUCAAGAGACAGAGCUCAAAUUGCUGGAGUACGAGACCAGGAAGGCGAUGCAACCCAAGCGAGAGAAGGUUGUUGUUCACAAGAUGACGCAGGAGGAGCUUUUGGAGGAAGCCAAGAAGACCGAGGAGAUCAACCUGGCUUCUCUACAAGCAUUCAAGGCGAUGGAAAUGGAAAAGAAGAAGGUCGUCAAGAAGAAGGACGUGGCGAUGGGACCGUUUGUGCGGUACCAUUCGUUUGCGGAAUGGAUUGGGCAUGGACCGUUGAUCCAGGCACUGGCUGAUACUGGACCUGCGACACCUGGAGGUACUCGACCCCCGACGCGUGUGGGAUCAAGAGCAGGGAGCAGAGCGGGAUCCAGAGCAGGAAGUGCUGCACCAGAUAUUAUUCCUACUCAGUAUGGACAUUCUGGGGCUGGUGGUGGUGUCCCUGCUCAGAGUCUUGCACAAUCUCUGGCCCAAUCAUUGCUGCAACAACAGCAGCUUCAACUUCAGCAGAAUCAGACGUCACGAUCGGUGUCGAUGUCUAGGGAUUCGAGCCCGGCACCCCAGGAGAGUAGACAGCUCAAGGUUGAUUUCAACGGUGUCGACAGCGGACCCGUUUCUAGAACGCCAGCGUCACCUAUGAGUGUGGAUGUGGGCAGCCAAAAUGGUGACGUCGAGAUGUCUAUUGCAGGAGGAGUAGCAAUGGGAGAUGCAGAAUCGAGAAGUCGGAAGGGCGGAGCAGGAGAGAUUCCUAGCGGAGCACUCACGCCUGCUCACUAUGCGACCAUGAACAUGUCGGCGGGAUCGAUCGCACGGAAACGGAAAAGGCUGCAUCCUACGCAGAUGUGUGGACGCAAUUGGAUCACGUUUAUGGACUUUGAUGACGAGGAUUCGCCUGUCAGCGAAUGGUCAUUUGAAGAAAACUAUCCGGAACACAAACCGCUCUGCCCGAUAACAGGAUUACCAGCAAAGUACAAGGACCCAAAGAGCGGGAUCCCAUACGCCAACAAGGAGGCAUACAAGAUACUCCAGAAUGUGAUCCGCCAUGGCUACGUCUGGUCCAACGGCUUGAACGCCUACUGUCAUGACGUGGCCCAGCCGCUGCCGAAGGGUGUUCCUGCCGGGAUGGCUGAGGCUCUGAUGGGGGGACAGCAGGUCGGGGAGGGGAUUGUAUUGAAGGAUGGCGAUUUGGUCUCGGCGGGGAUCCCGGGCGGUGGUGGGGGAGGGUAUACCUAUCGUCGGCGUCAGCAGUAG
Linnemannia hyalina is the source of this 1779-nucleotide messenger RNA. The record is from the annotation of a GenBank genome assembly. Lineage: Eukaryota; Fungi; Mortierellomycota; Mortierellomycetes; Mortierellales; Mortierellaceae.